Molecule: messenger RNA, 1206 nt
Organism: Ornithodoros turicata
Lineage: Eukaryota; Metazoa; Arthropoda; Arachnida; Ixodida; Argasidae
Gene: POLDIP2
Product: polymerase delta-interacting protein 2-like
Exons: 10
Coding region: 24-1022 (332 amino acids)
Biological process (GO): error-free translesion synthesis
Cellular component (GO): mitochondrial nucleoid; nucleus
Molecular function (GO): DNA binding
Source: RefSeq, a predicted model, not a curated record
AACGACAUGGAUAUGGACUAGACAUGGCGGCUUGCAUGUUUCCAAAAAUUAAUAUUUUUAGAUUGAAAAUUGUUCCUCCAAGCCACUGGACGCUUCUUAACCGGUCACCCUACACACGGCUGGCGGAAGUUGGUCGUUUGGAAACCCCGAAGUCGGAAGGCAAAUAUGACACCGGACAGUUGUUUCUGCACCGGGUGUUCGGCUAUCGAGGCAUCACCUUAUUUCCUUGGAUGGCGCGUGUCUACGAUAGAGACGUAUCCAGCAAACGAGGGGAGGAGAACAGCGAGGGUUUCAACCACGUUGGCCGAGAGGUGAAAGGCAGGACGCACACUUACUACCAAGUGCUAAUCGACUCGAGGGACUGCCCGUUUGUGAGGACCCAGACAGAGGCAGUCACAUUCCUGGGAAGUCAAGACAACAGCCGUUCCCUCUAUGCAAUACCUGGCCUGGACUACGUGGCUCACGAGGAUGUUCUACCAUACACAGCUACGGAACAGCAGCCCAUCCAGCACGAACUCUUCGACAAGUUCUUAAUGGUCGAUCCAGAUAAGGAUCCCCCACUGUGCGCACGUGACACGCUUCGUGCCUGGCAGGAAAAGAACCAUCCCUGGCUGGAGCUGUCGGACGUGCAUCGCGAGACCACAGAAAGUGUGCGGGUCACUGUCAUCCCGUUUUACAUGGGCUGCCGGGUCGCGCAGAACACGACAGUUUACUGGUGGAGAUAUUGCAUACGCCUGGAGAACUUGGGUGAUCUAGCUGUCCAGCUCCGUGAGAGACACUGGCGAAUCUUCAGCCUCUCUGGUACGCUGGAGACCGUGCGAGGUCGUGGCGUGGUUGGGCAAGAACCCAUCUUGUCUAAAUCUCAGCCUGCAUUCCAGUACAGUAGCCAUGUCAGCUUACAAGCACCGAGUGGACACAUGUGGGGCACUUUUCGCAUGGAAAGAGAAGACGGCUUCACCUUUGACUGUCGAAUUCCCCCAUUUUCCCUCGAGAGCAAGCAUGAACCAUCUUCAACUGCGUAGCGGAUCCGAGCACUGGCUUUCAAAGCCAGAAACACUAGGAAGAUCCCUUUUAGAGGAACAGCUGGUGCCACGUUGAGGUGUUGUACAGAAGAAGAGUGGUCCUUGAGGCUAGAUGAAACUCAUUUGGAAAACAAUUGUUGCCUGUAUCAAUAAAGCUGCUCUUCUGGUCUCUUACAGAACAAGC